GGUUACGUUGGAAAAGGAACAGGGCACAAAAUCGAGUCAGAGAAUCGUGACGAGUAGCCGCAUGUCCCAAGGGGGAGUGGUGGACGAUUGGUGGUUGGUUGUAUGUAUGCUUAUUUUCUUAUGUGUUGGUCACGUAAACAGGGAUCGGUGGUACGAACAAAGAAAGGCGGGGGUAUGAGGCGCCUGGGCCUCACCGAGAAGGCGAAAGUGUGCCGUGUAUAUAAGGCCUCGAACGAGCGACAAUCAGCAUCCAGUUCACUCCUGGACGUACCCGGAACAUCGCGAAAGCAAAAAAUGAGAAGCUUGCUCUACUUGGGGCUGGUGGCCCUUUUGGUCCAGGCGGCAUUCGCAGGCGAGGAGAGUAAGCCAGCCGAAGAGACGAAGGCUGAGGCUUCGAGCUCGACGAAGAAACAGGACAAGCGCGGAAUCCUGGGACUGGGUUACGGUUACGGUUACGACGUUGGUGGUUACGACAUAGGCAGUGGUUCCUCUCACGGGCCCCACUCGGGAGGUUACGACUUCGGUCACUACGACGGUGGUUACGGGGGUGGUUACGAUGGUGAGCAUCAUGUUAAAACCGUGACAGUUGUGAAGAACGUAGCUGUGCCAUAUCCGGUUGAAAAGCACGUACCAUAUCCGGUUGAGAAGCACGUACCGUAUCCAGUUAAGGUACCCGUACCACAGCCGUACCCGGUUGAGAAGCAUGUACCGUAUCCGGUUAAGGUCUACGUUAAAGUGCCUGUCCACGUGCCACAACCGUACCCCGUAGAGAAGAAGGUGCCGUACCCGGUUCAUGUACCAGUCGAUCGUCCUUACCCCGUCAAAGUCCUCGUACCCCAGCCGUACCCGGUUGAGAAACGCGUGCCCUAUCCAGUCAAGGUUCCCGUGCCACAACCUUACCCAGUUGAAAAACACGUUCCAUACCCAGUGAAAGUCCCAGUUCACGUACCCCAACCUUACCCAGUUGAGAAGCUCGUUCCCUACCCGGUCAAGGUUAACGUUGACAGACCAUACCCAGUCGCAGUACCGAAACCAUAUCCCAUCCACAUUGAAAAACCCGUUCCCUACCCCGUCGAUAGACCGGUUCCUUACCCCGUAAAAGUACCAGUCGACAGACCUUACCCCGUCCAUGUUGAGAAACACGUACCAGUUCCGGUAAAAGUACCAGUUCCACAACCCUAUCCAGUCGAAAAGCACAUCCCCUAUCCAGUCGAAAAGCCUGUGCCCUACCCCGUGAAAGUACCAGUCGACAGGCCCUACCCCGUUCACGUCGAGAAACACGUACCCGUACCAGUUGAAAAACCAGUACCAUACCCAGUCAAAGUGCCCGUCGCGGUUCCCGUCCAUUACGAUCAUCACCAACAUCAUGGUGGUUACGAACAGUACGGAGCCCCGUCCCACGGCUAUGAGAGCUACGAAAGCUCCGGAUACGAACACCAUCACUAAGGGAACGUGGAUCGUUGAUGUGCUCGGUUAAUAAACGCAUUUCUUGUCGGGAACACAAUAAACACGCUCAUCAGGCCACACGAUGACGACCAUUACGACGGAUCUCAUCAGACGCUACAACAUCUAUCAUCUGCCGAACAAGGGAGCACCGAGAGGAGAGUAACACAUACGAAACGCAAUAGCAACGGGUACAAACAAACAAACGAACCAACUAAAUUUCACGCGCAAUCACUUCAAUGACCUGCGAAUUAUUUUUUAUGUAUUUUUAUAGAUUUAUGUAUGUGUAUGUAUUUCAUAUCUUCGUUUAACUUAAUAAUUGUAUCGCUGUUAUCAUUUCGGUACGCGUUUACGACGGGAGAUUGUUCAUACUGUUGAGCCCUUCGUACGAGAGAUAGCAUUUUAUACUGAAGAAUAGAGCGAGGAUAUAGAAUCCGUUUCUAUUCCACGCUCGAUCAGCAUCCUCGUAAUUAUACGCUGAUAUAACACACGAAGGCUGCAACGUUUGUAACAUCUUAAAAUAACGCGUUUAUCUUCAAUUUGCCAAUCUCUCUUUCGAAUACGAAGUGGUGAUCGACUACUCCGCGCGUAUUAUUUUCUUUGUUAUUUUUCAUAUACGGCGCAUACAGUUAUAAACGGGGUCACUAAAAAUUGGCCUUUUCGCUCGACAAGCACAAAGCGCAACCAGCCAAGUCUGUCCCUCCGGACUCUCAGCUCGAAUGUUAAGAUAUUAUUAUUAUUUUUAUACGAGAACAUAGGUACGCAAUGGUAGACGCUCUUUCGUACCGUUAGCCGCAAAGAAAAUGUGUAUUUUUGUACGAUACAGCAACAAGAGAAAAAAAAUGUUUGAGACUAUUAA
This is a messenger RNA of Venturia canescens, 2302 nucleotides long. RefSeq names its product proline-rich protein 4-like. The record is from RefSeq and is a predicted model, not a curated record. NCBI's taxonomy places the organism in Eukaryota, Metazoa, Arthropoda, Insecta, Hymenoptera, Ichneumonidae. The coding region runs from base 103 to 1446 and encodes 447 amino acids. The transcript is spliced from 2 exons.